AUGGAAGAAUGGUUCAUCAUUUUGUACCAAUCCGCCUACGAUGGCCUCCAUUCGAUAAAGACGGUCUUCAAUCGCAUUGAUAUAUCCUACAUAAAGUUCAGUGGCAGCCCACGAGCAAAGUAUAUUGCAAACACAGCGAAGAAUAUUAAUAAUCGCAACACUACCCAUAACUCCAUAGCCACAGAAAAACCCAUGAUGACAGCAACAAAGCAGCAAAGCAAAUUAGGGGCACUUGCAUGGAAUUUUCAAAAGCUCACAACUUGUACAGAAGAAGAAGAUGGACACCGGUCAGUAACUAGAACUUUGGAAGGUGUAGGACUUGAGGCGUCUCAUUCAUCACCCAUAGUCAUUCAUAAAUGUACAAAAUCCACAUUCUCUAUUAAAUCCAUCAAUAAUAAUAGCGAUGCUGAUGCCGUUGUUGUUAACAUUCUUGCUGUUGUUGUAGCGAAGGAUCUUACUUUCUACAGUUGUCACAAGCUGAAAAAUAAAGAAAGGACAAUCAGAGUCAGGUUAGCAUCGUACCAUUCUUCGUGA
Messenger RNA from Lobosporangium transversale, 534 nucleotides. RefSeq lists its product as hypothetical. The transcript is spliced from 4 exons. Lineage: Eukaryota; Fungi; Mortierellomycota; Mortierellomycetes; Mortierellales; Mortierellaceae. The record is from RefSeq and is a predicted model, not a curated record. Bases 1 to 534 code for a protein of 177 amino acids.